GUCCAGUUGGUGGCGGUAAUGCACCUUUAAAAAUCCAAUGAAGAAGAAGAAAACAAAAGUUUUUAUUUCGGGACAACCAACGCUCUUGGAGAAACAGCUAUAGUUUGACGUUGAAUCCUGGGGCAGUAAAGCACAGCAUGGGUUGGAAACUCUUCUACUGUGUUUUUAUAUUGAUGGUUGGCCUUCUUGAAUGCCCCUCGAUCGGUAAUGGUAUCAUUCUUAAAACUGUGAAUUUGAAGCACUCUGUCACUCUCCCUUGCAAUGCAACCUGUGACAUUGGCAUCGUUUGGAGGAUUGUGGAUGGCCAGGUCGUUGCCAAGAUUGAUCAAGGAAAACUUACUGAAGGAAAGACCUUUGAGAAGAGGGUGGAAAUCAACAAAGACCUCUCUCUCACAAUAUUCUCUGCGGUGUACAAUGACAAGGGCUCAUAUGAGUGUAUCUGUCAAUUGCGUACUGUUGCAGAUGUAAAGCUAGAUGUUCUGGUCCCGACAGAACUAUCAGCUCACGUCGGAGAUAAUGUCACACUUCCCUGCUAUGGCUUGACCAAUAAGCAGGCAACCGAUGGUGAGAUGUAUGUCCAGUGGGAGAAAGAUGGACAGACUGUCCUGAAGAUUGACCCGACCAAUGCUACCUAUGGCCCUGGAUUCAUUGACAGGACAUCAGUGACCAGGGAUGGUUACAUAGAGGGUGACCUCUCCCUCACCAUCACCAGUGUACACUCAUCUGACCAGGGGACUUACCUGUGCUUCUUCAACCAUGAUAGUAAUCCAGGAUAUCCACAUGGAAUCACUCUCACUGUCAAAGAAAACCGUUUGGAGUCUCCGAGUGAGACAACUCCAACGAGUGAGACAACUCCAACGAGUGAGACAAAUGGUAGGAGUAGGUGGCCAUUAGUGGGACCAGUAUCUCUAGUAGUAAUUCUAGUCAUUUGUGUGUUAGUGAUGAUCUGCAAGAAUAAGCAGAGACCUCCAACCAUUCUCUACACAAACACUGGAACAGAGGAUAACGCAAUGGUUGACCAAGGACAUCUUUCCACCGAGGAGACCCCUCUUCCUGUUCCAGUCCAGGAAAGCAAACCAGUGAUCACUGACAGCCAGAAGAGUUCCGAUGAUCAUCCUGAUGAGCUCCCUGUCAUGAGCAAGGAACGCACAGAGGAGGAGGACCUCCAUCUCCCCGUGGCUGAAAGUGGGACACUGCUAGAGCAGAAGAAGAGUAACACGGAGUUGAGUUAUGUUUGAAAUACAUAUGUAUUUGCUAAAUGAUUUAAAGAAUGUUUUCUAUAUUUAUGUUUAUUUUAUCAAAUGGAAUAACUACUAUUGUUCACAAAGUGUAAACCUGUGUCAACUGUUUUGAGCCACUGGCGCAAGCACCUGUAAUUUUUGUAGUGAUUGUCAUUCCGAGUCUUUUCGGUGAGCCGGACUUUUGGCACUGUUCAUGUAAAAGAGCCGGACCAUUUGACUCCCAAAUGGCUCUUAGUUCAAAAUGCUUAAACAUCGACCUAGAAGCAUGAAAAAAUGCAAAUAUCUAAUAUAAAGCCCCCAAUCUAGCUACCAUUGUGUCAGAUCUGGCCAAAUUAUUAGAUGUCCUGCAAAACAAUGAAAGAUUUUUUUACGUACUGAAAAAAAAUCAGCAUGGACCAGAAGAGGACUCACCUUCUUUUGAAUUAUUUUGUCAUUUAUCUGCGGAAACAAUAAAUAGCUCAAAAAGGA
Salmo salar (Atlantic salmon) is the source of this 1709-nucleotide messenger RNA. RefSeq lists its product as uncharacterized. NCBI's taxonomy places the organism in Eukaryota, Metazoa, Chordata, Actinopteri, Salmoniformes, Salmonidae. Gene Ontology annotation, biological process: T cell costimulation; negative regulation of T cell proliferation; immune response. Gene Ontology annotation, cellular component: external side of plasma membrane. The record is from RefSeq and is a predicted model, not a curated record.